Molecule: messenger RNA, 1209 nt
Organism: Closterium sp. Naga37s-1
Lineage: Eukaryota; Viridiplantae; Streptophyta; Zygnematophyceae; Desmidiales; Closteriaceae
Source: the annotation of a GenBank genome assembly
AUGGUCCACGUGUCUGCGAUAACGGGGCUGCUGGUGGGACCAACAGCAACAAACGAGGGGACCCUUCAGGAAGGCGAAGGGACAGCUGGUUCGGUGAGGGCUGCCAAUUUACCUGGUGAUUGCGCUGCACCAAGGGAGAGGGAAGGGUCAGCUGGUCGUGACCAGCCUACGGAUAUUAGUGAGGAGGAAUCGGAUGAGGAGGGGGGGGAUGGUGUGGAUGAGCACGGGGAUGACGACGCAGAGGACGAGGAUGAUGACGAUGACGAUGAAAAAGCAAGGGAUGUCACCGCAAUGGAGACGAGCCAACCCGAGAAGGUGACUGCCGCGGUCGACCCAGCCCUGCCCCAGGCUGCACCGACUGUCAAAGUGCCCGACACCCUUGUGGUCGCGUCAGGCUCGAACGCGAAUUCCACUGGUGCGGGUAAAGACAAGUCUACCCUCCAUAGUGCAGCACCCACGACAGCCAAGCAGUCUGGACGCGGGGCCGAAAAACGCACGCCUGGGGCUGCGCGGGUCAGAAAGCCAGCGACUCCUGCAGCCGCGGACGUCAAUCCACCGGCGGCCGCGGAAGGUCAGCUUGCAACGGCAAUGCCUGUAAUCACGAUCUCCGAUGACCCCCUCGAGAGGGUGAUGCAGUGUUUCGCGCAGGGCAGUGAAGUUGAUGGUGGGAGGAAGGGUGUUAGUAUUCGCGAUCCUCCCAGGGGCGGUUUGGGGAAGGUGGGAGAGCCUUGGCUGGGUGGCAAGAAGCGAUGGCUAGGGCAUCACUCGCUACAGGAGGUGCAGUACCUGAUCUCGGUCGCGCUCAUGCCAUACGACCACAGGGUUGACAAGGGCGUGGGCAUGUCAGACAAACAGUCGGCUGAAUGGGCAGAGGACCUCUCGAUCGCGAACCUUCUGCCCACGGGUCUCUUCACCACUAUGCAUCUCCACAAUCUGUGCGGCAGCGUCCAAAGGUUGAAGCACAUGUUUCGUGAGUACCUGACUUCCGACAACGAGAACACCAACGUCGUGGCGUGGUCCGCGGUUGUGGGGAUGGAAGCUGCGGACGAGGAACCAUCGGUCCCGGCGGGUGAGCCGGAAACUUUAUACGCUGGUGCUGUGGCAUGCGCGGUUGCUAUGGUGUGGCAGAUGUCUAAGGGAUCCACAGUGGACGAUGCCACGACUGUGGGCUACCGCACGGCAUUGUGCGCGGGCGCUACUGACUCUUAG